Messenger RNA from Serpula lacrymans var. lacrymans S7.9, 226 nucleotides. RefSeq lists its product as uncharacterized. The record is from RefSeq and is a predicted model, not a curated record. The transcript is spliced from 2 exons. NCBI's taxonomy places the organism in Eukaryota, Fungi, Basidiomycota, Agaricomycetes, Boletales, Serpulaceae. Bases 1 to 195 code for a protein of 64 amino acids.
AUGCGUUGUGCUCGCCAGGAUGAAAAGUGGUUGCAAGCACACAUGAUCUUGGUGAUCUGGGAUUCUUCGAAUUCGCCAAGCUUCAGGGAGGUGCUUCGUUGGAAGCGGGUGCAGCGGCGGGUAAGGUGGAAAGAGACUAGCACCCUAGGAGCUGUUGAGAAAGAGUGCAGCGAAUUGGAGCUGUGCGAUCAAUAAGACUUGAAUGGGCCCAGCCAUGCGGACGGUG